AUGGCUAGCCACCGUCUCAAGGUGCCUGAAAGACAUUACUCUGACGCGUAUUUGUUGUAUCGGCCUGCAUGGCUGGCUAGGCCCCGAGGGUUUAUAAACUUCAAAGAAAAAGAAGCGCAAGAAUUUAAUGACCUGAUCGAUGCAUUCAUACCAAAGGAUGUGCGGCACUGGGAUUGCCGUGAAGAUGACUGGGUCUUUUCUUACGCUGAGACGGUUUUGCGGGUCACGAACCGUUCUGACCAAGAGUCGUGCUCAAUCUUCGUAUCCAGUCGUCGUCUACCGAGGGAUGUGGUGGAAGUGAUGAGCAGAGAUCUUCAGUGCAUGCUUGAUAGAGAAUUUGCCAAGAUCAGUGGUGUUCUGGACUUUGCAACACUCCUUCUCCGCCUGGUGGAGGCCGCCAGUGCUCACUUGCUUGCUUGGAGAGAAGAAGUCAGAUCAACUAAGCUGGGUCUGAAGCCAAACAAUAAGGUCUGGCAGCACGGGUGGGAUGCGAAUUAUGUAUCGGAUUGGAAGUCUAUCUUGGACAACCCUUUCGGUCUGAACCUUGAUAGCAUUGCCGAUACCGCUCACCAUAUCCUCGGCAUGACUCCAAAAACGAUCUGUGCCGGUAUUCCGAGCAAUUUCCGCAUCCUCCAUGUUGAAAGUAUAUUACGGAAAAAUCUGGCUGGUCGAUUCGUGGAAUGUCAAGAAACCAUGCGAAAACAUCUUCUUGGCCGGCCAUACGACGAGCUCCGGGCCUGCGUCCCGAGGUACAUAGGAAAAAGCAUCUUCUCGGGUACUACUAAAGCUGACCUUGUGGAGCAUCUGGUGCGGCCUAGGUUGACAUUCCACGGUACCAUGAAAAGAUAUGUGGCAUCUAUCGUGCGGUACGGCUUCUUGAAACCGGGUCAGAAUAUUGGAAAGACGUCAGAGGUGGUAGCAGUACGUUGUGGAAACACUUAUGGCCGUGGUAUUUAUUCAUCUCCAAAUCCUGAAUUCUCCUUAUCAUACGUCGGCUCCUCCGCAACGGCCGUGAACAGUAGCGACGUCCCAUCUGUCCGGCUGAUUGUCUGUGCGACCAUAAUGGGGAGAGCGGUCACUCUGAGACGUGAUGAUGACUGGCGGCUUCAUGAUUAUCCCUACCCAAACUCAGAUUCUCAUGUUGGCAACAAUGAGCUUGAAUACAUAGUGUUCAAGGCUUCGCAGAUCUUGCCUUGCUAUGUUGUCCACUUAGACUGGGGUUCAGAGGAAGCUCGUCGUGCUCUCGAGAAUGUACCACAGAGCUCCAAUGUCUGGGCAGAGACUCGGGCCAGAAAACCAAACACGAGGCAUCCAAGGCUCGAAAAGCAAAUCUUGUAUCCGGGCGACAAGGUUCGGCUUCAAGCCGCGAAGCAGGCAGCUGCAGCAAAGUGGUUUCCCUUUGGCUACGGAUCAGCGAAGGGCAAUUCCUUCAAAAUCGAAGAGAUUGGCGAGGUCUCGGAUGAUGAAGAAAAUUAUGGGGACUACCAACAACAGGCAAUGCAGAAGUUUGAGGGCACUGAGUACCAAGAAGAAGAGACUGGAACUGGUGGCCACAGCGGACAGUAUUGGUUUGACGAGUACUAUUUGGAGCGAACCACACAGCUUCAUGUGAAGAUUAGUCCAGAUGAUUGA
Molecule: messenger RNA, 1632 nt
Organism: Endocarpon pusillum Z07020
Lineage: Eukaryota; Fungi; Ascomycota; Eurotiomycetes; Verrucariales; Verrucariaceae
Exons: 1
Coding region: 1-1632 (543 amino acids)
Source: RefSeq, a predicted model, not a curated record